Molecule: messenger RNA, 1078 nt
Organism: Pelobates fuscus (common spadefoot toad)
Lineage: Eukaryota; Metazoa; Chordata; Amphibia; Anura; Pelobatidae
Product: C3a anaphylatoxin chemotactic receptor-like
Exons: 1
Coding region: 1-1026 (341 amino acids)
Biological process (GO): phospholipase C-activating G protein-coupled receptor signaling pathway; inflammatory response; complement receptor mediated signaling pathway
Cellular component (GO): plasma membrane
Molecular function (GO): G protein-coupled receptor activity; complement receptor activity
Source: RefSeq, a predicted model, not a curated record
AUGAACAAUUUGGAGAUUCCUGAUGAGCCUUAUUAUCAAAUUGUGGGCGAUGAUCCAACACAAGGAAUAAAAAUUACUUUGCAAGAAUAUUCUGAUUUUUAUCAGAGUCUUGCCAUACCCUGUAUCAUUUCUUACACCUUGACAUUCAUUUUGGGGGUAACAGGAAACAGUCUCGUUAUCUGGAUUGCUGGAUUCAAGAUGAAAAGUAUCAGUGCUGUAUGGUUCCUCAAUCUGGCCAUUACGGAUUUAAUAUGUAACAGUGCUCUACUCCUUCGUAUAACGGAAUGGUCAAUGGUUGUCCAGAGCAACACCUUUAAUAAUAGUUUAUGUAAAGUCAGUACCUCCUUGAUGUUCUUUAACAUGCUUACCAGUGUCUAUUUUUUAACAGUUAUCAGCAUUGAUCGCUGCGUGUCUGUCUGGUGGCCACUUUGGUCUAAAAUACACAGAACUCGCAGGCUAGCUCGUAUUAUUUCAGUGUAUAUUUGGUGGAUAUGUCUCAUCAUAACUACACCGUAUGUAGCCUUUUAUAACUAUACAAAUUUCGUAUCAGAUUGUAAUGUUAAAAUUAUUGAUUUAAUGUUGAAGAGUAAAAAACACAAGGCACGAGUUAUUUUUAACCCUAAACUAGUGCUCAUGUUUGUUUUCCCUUUCAUGGUCAUCCUUAUUAGCUAUAGUCUGAUUGUUCUUAAACUGAGGACUCUUAAAAGGCAUGGUGGAUCUCAAAGACCUUUCAAGGUCAUCACUUCAGUAGUGGUCUGCUUCUUUAUCUGUUGGUGUCCAUACAACAUCUGGCCAUUUAUACCACUAAGUACAAACUAUUGGAAAGCACGUAAUAUAUUACGUGAAGUUAGUAUUUGCCUAGCUUAUUUUAAUAGCUGCAUCAACCCAAUCAUCUAUGUCUUCUCUAGUCCAGACUUCAAGGCCAAUUUUACCAUAAAGUCUUUGCCAGCCAGGCUGAAAAAUGCAUUUAUUGACAGUGAUGAAGUGGACAGUGAAAACAUCAAAACAUGUACAUCACUUUUAUGACUGUCUCAUGAUUUUAUAAAGUGCUGGUAGUUUAAUAACUACCAAAUACAGG